AUGUCCAACAAGCUGCGUAUCUUUGUGCCCGUCAAGCGAGUAAUUGAUUUCGCUGUCAAGCCCCGAGUCAACAAGGCCGGCACCGGCGUCGAGACCACUGGAGUCAAGUUCUCCAUCAACCCCUUCUGUGAUAUUGCUGUCGAGGAGGCUCUUCUGCUCAAGGAGGGAAACAAGGAUCUGGUUGAGAACAUUCACGUGGCCUCCGUCGGUCCCUCCAAGGCCCAGGAUAUCCUGCGACAGGCUCUGGCCAAGGGUGCUGACGACUCCACUCUGGUGGAGAUGGGUCCCAAGGACACCGAGCUUGAGCCUCUGGGUGUGGCCAAGGUGCUCAAGAAGCUGAUUGAGGAACAGAAGUCCAACCUGGUCAUUCUCGGAAAGCAGGCCAUUGACGGCGACAACGGCCAGACCGGUCAGAUUCUCGCUGGUCUGCUCAAGUGGCCCCAGGCCACCCAGGCCUCCAAGGUGUCUGUCAACGGCGACAAGGUCGAGGUCACCCGAGAGGUCGAUGGUGGUGUCGAGACCGUCGCUGCCAAACUGCCCAUGAUCAUUACCACCGAUCUGCGACUCAACGAGCCUCGAUACGUGACUCUGCCCAACAUCAUGAAGGCCAAGAAGAAGCCCCUCAAGGUGGUCAAGAUCAAGGACUUUGACGGCGUUGCCAACCGACUCGAGACCCUCAAGGUUGCCGAGCCUGCCAAGCGACAGGCCGGUGUCAAGGUCGAGAACGUUGAUGAGCUGGUCGGCAAGCUCAAGGAGACUGGUACUCUUUAA
Yarrowia lipolytica CLIB122 is the source of this 771-nucleotide messenger RNA. RefSeq lists its product as uncharacterized. Gene Ontology annotation, cellular component: mitochondrion. Gene Ontology annotation, molecular function: electron transfer activity. The record is from RefSeq and is a predicted model, not a curated record. Gene Ontology annotation, biological process: amino acid catabolic process; fatty acid beta-oxidation using acyl-CoA dehydrogenase. NCBI's taxonomy places the organism in Eukaryota, Fungi, Ascomycota, Dipodascomycetes, Dipodascales.